Messenger RNA from Dreissena polymorpha, 4262 nucleotides. RefSeq names its product hormone-sensitive lipase-like. The transcript has 11 exons. Gene Ontology annotation, biological process: cholesterol metabolic process; triglyceride catabolic process. Lineage: Eukaryota; Metazoa; Mollusca; Bivalvia; Myida; Dreissenidae. Gene Ontology annotation, cellular component: cytosol. Bases 9 to 3230 code for a protein of 1073 amino acids. The record is from RefSeq and is a predicted model, not a curated record. Gene Ontology annotation, molecular function: triacylglycerol lipase activity; sterol ester esterase activity.
GUUUGGGAAUGGCGAACACGGAAACGGAUGGACCACCGUUCGGACUUACGAAAAAUGACGCUGAAUUUCUAAAGAAUUUCCAUUCGCGUCUAAAGGAUCUAAGAUCGAUUAUAAUAAGCAAUAUUGAGUUUUAUCAAAGGGGUAAAUCUAGUGUCCACUCUUGUUAUUACGCUGCUUUUUGUAUACUUCUUGAACGAACCCAAGUGUUAGAACCUCAGGUGAUCCAGAUUGUGCCUCGGUUAAGUAAAUACGAUUUCUCAGAGGAAGUUCAAGCUAAUGGUUACAGGAGUUUCAUAAGUAUUGUAAACAGAUGCUGCUUACAUUUGCUGCAGCUAUGUCGUCACAUCUGCGUGAACAAGACGAGUUUGCUGUUCAGGUCUGCAUUCUACUUAAAGGAGUUAGAGGCAUAUGUGGACGUAUUAGGACAGCUAAUGGCUUUCCUAGGGUAUCUGCAGCAGCUGAUGAGUGUGACCCCGGAUGGGAACCUCUUCCUCACAGAUGAUGGAAUGGUGGGAGAUGACCUGCUUCUGGAGGUGGAGAUGCUCAAUACAGACUGCUUCUAUGGCCGCUGUCUGGGAUUCCAGUACUGUGAGUCAGUGAAGAAGGUGCUGCAGGCAGUGCUGGUAGCCAUGGCAACAUUCAGUGAGUGCUACGAGGAGUCCUCGCAGGUGAUGCAGGUGGCUUCCUCUGUGCUGGGGAGCAGCAAGUACAUGUGGGAUGAGGACCUGAGAGCUAGACAGGUGGUAGACAUCACGCGGACUGCUGAUAUAAAGUUUUGCAAGGCCUUCUGGUCCAUUCCAGAAUCUCCAAUGCUUCAUGGACUGCGUUCGUUCACAUUUCCACAUGUUGACGUGAGUGAGGUGCUACUGUUGCCGGCAGAGGAUUUUGAGUUGCCGUCAGUUGGGCCAGGCUGUGACUUCCCCACAGUGAAGAUCUCCCCCCCAUGUGCCCACACUGGGCCUGGGCCAGUAUCAGUCCGCCUCAUAUCUCAUGUGGUACGAGAGGGAAUGCAAGUGACCCGUCACCGAUUCAGACCACGUACAGGAGGUUCCAAGAUGGCCGUGCUGGGGAAGUCGUCGGGCCUCCUGUUCCACUGUCAUGGGGGAGGCUUUGUGGCCCAGUCCUCACAAGCACACGAGGAUUAUUUGCGUGUGUGGGCUAGGGAGCUAGAGAUGCCCAUCUUAUCAGUGGACUAUUCCUUGGCCCCUGAGCAGCCCUUCCCUAGAGCCCUGGAAGAGACAUUCUAUGCGUAUGCAUGGGCCCUUAAAUAUCCAGAAAAGCUUGGAUGGACUGGAGAGAGGAUAUGUUUUGCUGGAGACAGUGCUGGUGGCAACCUAGUGCUUACCACCGCUCUUAGGGCCGUGUCCUUCCAGAUCAGAGUUCCGGAUGGGAUCAUGGCGGCCUACCCUACCACCAUGGUGCAGUAUGAACCCUCCCCAGCCCGCCUCAUGUCCAUGAUAGACCCACUCCUGCCCGUCGGCAUUCUCACCAGGGUGCUGGCUGCCUAUUCAGGAAUUGCCGACAAGUUUUCCAGUGCAUUGGCUACUCCCAUAUUUUGUAACCCAGCAAAGUAUGAGACAUGGGAGGUUGUUGAAACUGCAGAGGUUGUAGAGGAAUCUUCUAGCCUUCCAACCAAUGAAAUUGCUGAGUGUAAUGGACACUCGCCCAAUGAGAAGUGCUCAUGCAAUCAUGUGGAGUUAACAGCCAAUCAAAACUUGUCAGCUCAAUCUAUGUUCUUCGCUCAGCAGAAUCGAUGCGGAACUGAGGUGAAUGCUAUCAGUGUGAACUCCAGAUGCAGCAGUAUUGACACCAUUACUGAUGAUGAGUUUGUUGUAUAUGAUUUAGAUGGCACGCAGACGUCCAUGAAACUGAAACAAACUGAUGGCAGUAACUGUGAUAAUAAAAUUGAAAGUGCAUUACCCAGGUACUCUAUUCAGUCCUCUAGUACCAAUAUGUCUAUAUUGCCUGACCAAUGUAGUAAAGAUCAUGCACUAAACUGUGCUGAAGCUGUUGGAAAUAAGGUUCUAGAUAUGGCGUCUGGAAAAGACCUGAAUCAGGUCAGUGUUGUAGAAAGUGAAGAUACCAAUAGUUCCAAAGAACAGCAUCCUAAAUUAAAGAAUACAGACCAGCGAUUCUUUGGAAGUUUUGAAGAGAUGAUGGCUACUUUGAACUCCAACAUCACUGUACAAGAGAACUGUGAUGAUAGUGCUACUGCAACGAAGGAUCUGUAUGCAGUGUGUCAGGAGCUAUUGCACGAGGACAGCGGUAGACUUAGUGUUGAUAUGAAAAGUACAAUUUGUAAGUCUAUUGAAGAUAUGGAUGAGCUGGGUGAUCAGGCACCAAUAGAAUCAUUUGUUUGUGAAGAACAGCAAGCAUUUAACACUGAGCCUAAGAAUGAAGAAAUUGAUAUUAGGAACAAAAGAAGGAAGAUCAAUCAAAAGCAGCCCUCAUUGUCAGGCGCAAACUCCAGCUGGAUUCAUGGAGAUACCGAUAUUGAGAGAGGAAGGGAACCUGUGAAUAGUGAUAUUGGUUUAGAAAGAGGUAGUGAAGUUGUGUGUAAUGAUAAGGAUAUAGAAAGAGAAAGCAAAGCAGUGCCUAGUGAUACAGAUAAAGAGAGGAGUCAUGAGUCUGUGCAGAGGGAUCAGAUGGGUGAAGGAGACAACAGUAAACCAAGAACUCACAGUAACAUAGAAACUUAUAUCACAAACACACCUGCUCAUACUGACAUGCUCAAUAGUAAAAAGAGAACAUUGUCCUUGGAUUUGCCUGUAAGUUUUCAUCCUGGACAAAAGUCACAGAUAUCCAAAUCUCCAGACAAGAUGCUAUUGUCAACGUCUGAUUUUUCUCCGAAACUGUCCCCUGGUGCUGGGAAAUGUACUCCAAAGUUGUAUUCAGUCCAACGUAAGAUUGCUCAGAGUCCCAUCCACCUGUUCCGGAAGCUCCCGAUAGUGAAGAAUUACUUUAUGUCUCCCCUGCUGGCCCCUGAUGAGUUCCUGAUGGGACUUCCCGAGGUUCACUUAGCGGCCUGCCACUUUGACCCCCUGCUGGAUGACUCAGUCAUGUUUGCGAGGAAGCUGCAGUCCCUGGGGCGCCCGGUCACUCUCAAGGUGUACGACUAUCUGCCCCACGGCUUCCUCAGCUUUGGCCAUGCUAGCAAGGAGGCCAGCCUAGCGUCCAACGGGUGCCUAGACAUGAUCAAACAAGUGCUGAUCAAACUGGAGCGAUUCUAGAGGAUUUCCUCUAUAUGGAAGAAUAACUCUGCCUAAAACAAUGCAAAUAAUCAAUGCUGACUAAAGAGAAAUGUAUUUAGUUGCUUUAUUUUUAUAAAAACCUAUAUAACAGCCAAAAUUAGAACAAAUUUCAAAUGGUACAUACAGGGAUCCAGAGAAGAUGUGUAUUUGUUUUGAUGCCAUUUAAAAGUUUACACUCUUAAAACUUGAAGAGGGGAUGCUGGUUAACAUUGAAUAUCUUUUCCAAGCAAUAUUGAAAUACUAGGUCAUUAGUCCUCGUUAAUUGGUGUACCUUAAACUCGGCUUGUAAGGGUCAUAGUGGCCUAUUUGUGUUUCCUUUGUAUUCAUUUUGUUUAUUUGAUCUAUCUAAUAAUGUUAUUAUAAUGAUCUGAUGUUAUAUAACUGGUUGUCAAUUUUUAUUGUGUUCAUUCAAUAAUUCAUUUAAUUUUAAUGUGUUUUUUUUUUGUUAAAAAUAUAUACUGGUAUAUCAUGUAUCAAAGGAGAGUAAAUUAGUAAAAAAAAAGAUGUUUGGAAAUAAUGUAUGAUACAGUAUCAUACAUUAUUUCCAAACAUAUUUUUUACUAAUUUACUCUCCUUUGAAAUUUAAAUAGUGUACAACAUUAAAUUUUACACAGUAUUUCCUCAGUAUUUUAUUAUUUAUGAUAACCACCUAGCUAGGUUUUAAUGAUUUCUGUGAUACUGUUAUUCCUUGAAGUAUUUAUCUUUAUUAGAAAACAUUACACAAAACGGUCAGUCAUACCAGUUUUAAUGUUAAUUUUAUUAUAAAUGUAUACAAGUAUAUCAUGUAUCAUACAUAAUAUCAAAAUAUUAUUUUGUUUGUUUACUACCUUUUGAUAUUUUAUUUUAUUUAACAAUGAUGUCAACUGUAAAUUUUGUACAAUUUUUCCAUGGCAUGUUAUUAAUUAUGAUAACUAUAUUGUUAGAUUCUAAUGAUUGCUGUGAUACUGUUUUUCCUUGAAGUUUGUACAUCAUAUAUCUUUAUAAGAAAACAUUAAACAAAACAGUUUGUCA